Westerdykella ornata is the source of this 405-nucleotide messenger RNA. RefSeq names its product heat-stable 19 kDa antigen precursor. The record is from RefSeq and is a predicted model, not a curated record. Lineage: Eukaryota; Fungi; Ascomycota; Dothideomycetes; Pleosporales; Sporormiaceae. The transcript has 2 exons. The annotation marks the transcript as partial.
UUGACCGGCGUACCAAUUCACCUGGACAAUUCGGACUCAGACGCUUCAGUAUCCUAUGACGAAGGAUACGACAAUGCCGGCAGGUCAUUGACCGCAGUAUCCUGCUCCGACGGUGAGAACGGUCUCAUCACCCGCUACGGAUGGCAGACGCAAGGCCAGAUCCCGAAUUUCCCCUACAUUGGCGGUUUUCAGGGCAUCGCUGGAUGGAACUCGCCUCAGUGUGGUACUUGCUGGGCGGUCACGUACAAGGGCAAGACUAUCAAUGUGCUGGCAGUUGACCACACCGCAAAUGGGUUCAAUAUUGCGAAAAGGGCCAUGGACGAGCUCACGGGCGGUAAUGCAGUACAGUUUGGCCGGGUCGAUGCGCAGGCCGUGCAGGUUGUUGCCAGUCAGUGCAGGAUCUGA